AUUUAGCACGAGCCAGUCAGUUAGUCACAUACAAACGCUCGUAAAAACGGAUUAUAUGAAAUAAGAUUAAAACGCUGGCGUCAUAAAUAUUAUACAAAUGCUGACUUUACAACACAGCAUGGGGUUUUGUUAGUAUCACUGGAGGUUGUGAGACUCAAAUCUCUGAGUGUGUUGAUAGUUUGAGGCGGUCGGCAAGAGGAAAUCCACUAUCUGUGUGUCAAAACACACUUUAUUCUUGCUUUGGCCACAAGCAAGUGAAUUUAUCGUGUUUGGGGCUCAUAUUCAGCAUGGCUAAGCUUCAGUCUGGUAACGGAGUGCAGUGGAAGGACAGCAGGAGUCAGCGGGGCACGGUGGAGAGUCUGGCCGAGCACGAGAGCUCUUCUCUGGGCUCGGACUCUGAGCUCAACGGCUUCGCCAACACGGAGAUCCAGACAGACAAGUACGGAUUCAUAGGAGGAGCUCAACAAAGCACAGAAGAAAAUGAUAAUAUUCCUCCAGAUGUGCUCCGGCAGAGAGAAGCCAAAUGGCUGGAUAUGCUCAACAGUUGGGACAAGUGGAUGGCCAAAAAACACAAGAAGGUAAAGUUGCGCUGUCAGAAGGGCAUCCCUCCAUCACUCAGAGGUCGUGCGUGGCUUUAUCUCUCUGGUGGGAAAGUGAAGAAAGAACAGAAUCAGGGCAAAUUUCAGGAGUUGGACAGUCAGCCUGGAGAUCCUAAAUGGCUGGAUGUGAUCGAGAAAGACCUCCACAGACAGUUUCCAUUCCACGAGAUGUUCGUAGCUCGAGGAGGCCACGGGCAGCAGGAUCUGUUCCGGGUGCUGAAGGCGUACACACUGCACAGACCAGAGGAGGGUUACUGUCAGGCUCAAGCUCCUAUAGCUGCAGUGCUGCUCAUGCACAUGCCUGCUGAGGAUGCGUUUUGGGGUCUGGUCCAGAUCUGUGAGAAGUAUCUGCCCGGAUACUACAGCGCAGGCCUGGAGGCCAUCCAGUUAGACGGCGAGAUCUUGUUCGCUCUGCUCAAGCGCGUGUCCCCGGUGGCCCACCGGCAUCUGAAGAAAUACAAGAUUGACCCUAUCCUCUACAUGACUGAGUGGUUCAUGUGUGCCUUCUCCAGGACGCUGCCCUGGGUGUCUGUCCUGCGCAUGUGGGACAUGUUCUUCUGUGAGGGAGUGAAGAUCAUCUUCCGUGUGGGUCUGGUGCUGCUGAAGUGCAUGCUGGGAUCUCAGGAGAAACUGAAAGCGUGUCAGGGCCAGUAUGAGACCAUGGAGCUGCUCAGAUCUAUUGAGCCACGAUACAUGCAGGAGGCUUUCCUAGUGCAAGAGGUCAUUGAGUUGGCCGUGUCUGAGCGAGACAUAGAGAAGGAACAUCUCUCUCAGCUCCGGCGCUGGAAGGAGACCCACGGAGAGCUGCACUGUAAAUCCCCUCCCAGAAUGCACGGCGCCAAAGCCAUCAUGGCCGCUGAGCCGCCCAGUCGCCAGGACCUCAAACAAAACCCCACGAUCGUCGUCGAAGUACCGCGGACCACCGAGAGCAAGAUGGAGAAAGGGAAAAAAGCGAAGAGCAAAGUGGACAAGAAAACGGACACGAAAAACACCUCGCCACCUCUUAAUCCGUAUCUGUUACCCAGCAACCCAGCAUUACAGAGCGAUAACCUCACGCCCAGCGAAUCGCAGCACCUGCAGGAAGACACACCCCCGCAGGGCUCCAAUCAGAGUCUCAGUAGCUCCGAACACGACACCUACCUGUAAAGCGCUGGAAGAGGGACGCCAGUGCUGACCGCUGAAUGUUUACUGUGCAGAAACAUCUGCCUCCCCACUCUCAGGAUUUGGCAUCGAAGGAGAGAUCACAUGACACAAAACAUACUUAUGGGAGUCACAAUCACAUAGGAGAGCAUGGAUAAAACCGUACAUAAUGAGGUUUUCAACUGUGUUUACAUGAUUAUAUGUAUAUGUGUGUGUGCAUGUUUGGAAAUGAAAUGAAGGACAAAGAGCAAAAACCAUCUCUCAGAUCUCCAAAUGAAGCGUUAAUGAGCUGCGCUGGAUGCAGAUGUUCUUAUGCUGUUUAAACUAGUUAGCGAGUGCAGAGGACAUACUGUAGUGGGAUGCAAGUACAUUUCCAUCAUCUGCCUCAGGAGACUGAAUUUGUCUGUUUUUGUAUUUUUAAAAGAAAAAACUAAAAAAUAUUUAAGCAUAAGUUUAAGAUUUAUGCUUUUGAACUGCAUAUAAAAUUUCCAUCCAUUAGGUUUACACAGUUUUAACAGGAGCAGUCAUGCUCCUUUAACAUGUCAGUCAUACAUAAAUGAAAUGGGUUAGAUUUCUGUAGUUGUACUGAACUGAAUGUGUUUAAGUGCACAGUUUAUAUAUUUAUUAUCAUCCCAUACUAAUAUUUAACAAAUUUUGUUUGUUCCACAGCUAGCCAAAUUUUAACCAUGUUCAUUCAACUGAAUCAAUUUAAUUGUUUUCACAAUGACCAGAUUUAUGCUGAUUGAUUGAUUGUUUAUGAUAAAACCAUGUAAUCCAAAUGGAUGGAAAUUUCAUAUGCAUUUCAAACACAUCUUAGGCCUAAAUAUAUAUAUUUUUUGAGUGAACAGUUAACGAAAAAAGAAAAAAAAAUAUCACCCUUUUCGCGAUCUUAUUUUUUUGUGGAACCAAAAAGCAGCAAUUUUGAAGAAUCUUUCCACUGCAAAUUUCCACAGAAACCCGUCCGAAAAAAAAUCUCAGAAAAGCAUUAAAAUGCCAUUCAGUAAUAUUAUAUGCUAUAAGACUGCUUUAAUGGUGUUUCCUGAACUUUUAGGUCGGAAGACCUGCAUUAAUAUUCUUCAGAAAAAUCUGAGCGAGUAAAUAAUAACUGACUGAAUUGUUCCUUUAACUAUUUGAUAUUAGCAUCAAGAUGAUUGUGCAUUUGACUGGCAACGAAUAUUUGUAUGAAGUGAAUUCAGUCGUAAUUCCUUGUCUUGACCACUAAGGGGCUCUAUUGAGCUGUUUUUAAAUCUCAAAUUCAAUUGCAUUUCACCUUGUUGAGCACUAGAUGAAUUCCAGAGAUCUGCAUUAUAUCAGGAGACCAAACAUUUCUGUUCUGUCAAAUCUUCAUUUCAAGCUUCGUGCUCUCUGACAAAAUGCUACAUAUAUAAAUCUAUUUAUCUUAGUACCAAAAUGCACGUGUAUAAAACAGAAUCUAGCUGCAUAGAUUUGAAUUCCCUGCAAAAGUCAAUCGGAAUCAAUCCAUUGAAUGAACUUUUGGGAGAAAUAUUAUAUGAGCCAAAUAACAGAGGUCUCUGCUCAGACGGGGUUUGCUCCUCUGUCAUGACAGAUUCUCUGUACAUUCCAUAUGUUUCAAUUCUCCUCAUGAUUUCUGUUGCGGUUUGGUGUGGUCUUGAGUGUAAAUGAGCUGUGUACAGGUGUGCUGGACCGUGAUCUACAUGACUUUAACUGUCAAAUUCUUGAGCAAGAGAUUGUUUUGCACAUUUCCGUCUUGAUUUACUAAAACUGAAGGGAUGCUGUAGGGCACAAUCCUCUGACCUUUUGUAGGGUGAAGACAAUUAUAUUUUUAAAGAUCUAUGGAUUUAUUUUCUCUGAUGUAAAUAGCAUAGCCAAGACAAUUUUAACACUAUUUUAUUUCUCUUCUUGCUAUGACUUCUUGUAAGUAUGGAAGAUAUGUAUAUUCAUGAGCAUUUAUGGCCAGGUUUGCUAUGUAUGCACUCAUUGAUCGAGCUGUGUGCAUAUUUUUCUUUGGGAGGAAGUGAUAAUUUUGUGAGCUAAAAAAAAAAAGAAGUUAUUUAAUUGAACUGACUGUUUGCCACAACAAACAGGAACCACAAACAGAUACUUAGUAUGCAUGCUUGAUAUAUUUGAUUGCUGAAUUUUAUGCUUUGAUGGUCCAGGUAUCAUAUUUAUCAAGCUUUUUAGAAUUAGGUUCAGUUCUCUCGUGGGACAUGCAUUGAGGUCGAGGAGAUAUAUUUAUGUAUAAAGUCCCUAAAUGCUGUAAUAAAGCAAUAUUACGUUUUUAAUGUGAGAGGUAAACAUUCUUAAUGUUAUCAAUUAGAGUUAUUUCUAAAAUGAACAUUGCAGUACAAUUUGGGAGAAUUCAAGUUUUUGAAUGAGUUUUAAUACAGGCUGUGUGCCAAAACAUGUCACUUCGAUAAGAAAUGAAGUUACUUUAGAUUUUAUUUUCUUGUGUUCACACUCAAAUUGUUCCAUCCUCCUGUAUGCAAAUUACAUU
Molecule: messenger RNA, 4215 nt
Organism: Sinocyclocheilus anshuiensis
Lineage: Eukaryota; Metazoa; Chordata; Actinopteri; Cypriniformes; Cyprinidae
Product: TBC1 domain family member 10A-like
Exons: 10
Coding region: 288-1745 (485 amino acids)
Biological process (GO): regulation of GTPase activity
Molecular function (GO): small GTPase binding; GTPase activator activity
Source: RefSeq, a predicted model, not a curated record